AAUGUCGAGAUGAAGGGAGUUAGAAGGGGCGAGUGAGAGGGGCUAGAGAGAGAAGUCAUAAAAAAAAAUAAAAAAAAGAUAAAAAGAGAGAGAGAGAGAGAGCCAAGUGAGCGCGCGCGCAAAUGUCCUUCGGGGUGGCCGGAGAGCUUUGACAAGCUCGGUGAGAGAUAAAGAGAGAAAAAUCUUGUGCGGGAGAGGGAUAAAAAGUGGGUGGUCUGAGGUGGAAUAGGUGGAAUAGGUGGAAUAGGUGUAAUAGGUGGUAUAGGUGGGGUAGAUAGUGGGGUUGUUUUAUAGUGUUUGUGCGCCCCCUUUAGCUGUGCGUAGCACUAGAUUUGUAGCAGCACCAGCGGUCAGGCAUAAUCCAUCCGAAUCUCUGGAGCUCGGGCAUUUGUUGUAAAAGCUCCAAGUAGUGAAGAACCAAUGCAACGAGCCAAUACAAUAUUAUCCCCCUUGCACACACCCACACCAUAACGCACAACCAGUUAAUUACGCGUUUAUCGUUUAUUGAUGAGCGUAAUUAUUGGUUACGGAUGGUGGUGCUGUUGGUAGGAUAUUGGUGAUGAAAUGUGAAAAUUGACGAAUUAUUUAUUUAUACGGUUUAUAAUAGUUAUGCUGAGCUGGGGUGUCAGGGGGAUAAGGCGAGCAUACGGAAAUGCGCCUUAGGCACGUUGAACUCAUUAAACGGGAGUGCCACUGGCCUCGAUAUGUACGCGUACGGUUUCGAGAUAACGUAGUCAUGUAAUGUUGUCACGCGGCGCACCCUGCGUAGCUUCACGGUGAAAAUCUGGCGUGAACGGUGCCGCGGUGGAACGGGGAACAUGGCGUCGGUCUCGACCGAGACACCAGUCAGCCAUGGGCACAGCUUUCGACAGAAAACAUUUCACAAGCCUACGUACUGCCAUAGCUGCACCGACCUGCUCUGGGGUAUCAUAGGGCAGGGCUACAUCUGCGAAGUUUGCAACUUCGUGGUGCACGAACGCUGUCUCAAGGCCGUCGUGUCUCCCUGCUCCAGCAUCGCGGCAAGCCUCAUUAAGAAUCCGGUUGCACACUGUUGGUCCGAACCGGUGCAUCACAAGAAAAAAUUUUGCAAUGUCUGUCGUAAACGUCUCGAGGAUACAUCUCCGUCCGUACACUGCGAGAUUUGCGAGUACUAUGUGCACACGGACUGUCAGGAUUUUGCUGUUGCUGACUGUAAAGAGAAUGCUACGUACCUACCAGGGAAGGACUUGGGCUCGGUGAAGCAUACGCAUCACUGGCGCGAGGGAAAUCUACCGAAUAAUUCAAAAUGCGCCGUUUGCAAAAAGAGUUGUUUCUCCGCAGAGUGCCUAGCUGGAUUCCGCUGCGAGUGGUGUGGCAUGACGUCGCAUCCUUGGUGCCAAAAGAGCAAACUGAUGCGUCAAGAAUGUACAUUUGGCAAUUUGGAGCCAAUAUAUCUGCCACCGUAUGCGAUCAGCAUACCGCGUACCGAAGUACCAAUGGAAGCAAUAAUUGGUGUGCAAGUACGCCGGAAAGAUAUUCUCACCCGUAAGUCGUCCACAAUAAUCUAGCAUAACAUCGGAGAGCAAUUCGAAUUUGCCGAGAGUGAACAAAUUGGUGCGGCUGGUCAUCUGGCCGAAGCUUUCAGACGGCUUUCACUAGUUUUUCCACGUAGCUGCCAUGGAAAUUGUCAUGCUUCCCCUCCUUAUGUUCGAGCACGCAGUAUAUCCGAGGAAUUCAGCAGCGGUGACACAAGGAACAGAGAUAAUGAUGAGCCGACACAAUCGAGUAGUGCACACAGCAGAGAUCCAAGAUCUCCCAAAGAGAAGGAUGAUAAAGAGAGAGGAGAUGAAGAAAUGAUUAAAGUGUAUGAUGGCAAUAUGUCUCUCAAGCGGAAAAUAUUCCGGGUUAUAACGGUGUCGCGAUUAGCAACCACUGAGCAGGUUCUCACGUCAGCUCUUAGGGCGUUCCACAUCACAAAAGUACAUCCAAGUCUUUUUUAUCUUACCGAUUUAUACGCCACCGAAGAGACACCACUCUGUGAUCCAAAUCCAGUGUUAAAUUUAACUCGGAGAGAAGGCAAACGACGUGCGGUAUUUUUGCGAUACAAGGAUGAGGAGUGCGGUGAAGUCCGGGUUUAUCCUGGCAAACUGCAAAUAGCGGAUCCAUUCUGUAUAGUUCCAGUUAAUGACUCAACAACCGUCGCGGAUCUGAUUCAAGAGGCUCUUCUACGAUUUGGCGUGAAGGACUUCAAUUGCGAGGAUUAUCGUUGCAGUGAAAUACUUUUAGAUCGUGGUGUAUCCGAGAAGGUGCUGGAGCUCACGGAAAAGCCAUGGGACGCUGUCAAACAACUUGGCAAAGACUCAAUCAGGCAAAUGGAACUCAUGAGAUUUUAUCUCCAGUUAAAACAGGAUCCACACGGCCCUAAUUUAGCGCUAUUCGUCGGCAAUCUGCCAGUAAAUUUGAAUGAAAAAGUUUACGAAAAUAUACUCAUUGAUUUCUUGGGACAAGAAAAUAAAUUCUCGUCGAUUGGACCGAUAUAUUACGAGUAUGGAUCCAUGGUAAUUAUAUAUGAAGAUGCUAAUAAAGCAGUGAGAGCAUUGUACCUGUUGCGAGAGUCACAGUAUGAGGAUAAACAUCUGUUAGUCAUGCUUCUACCAAGUAUUGAACCGAGUAUGGUACCACCGGGUGUACAGCCACUUCUUGUAUUCGUCAAUGUUAAAUCGGGUGGAUGCCAGGGGCUCGAGUUAAUUUCAAGUUUUCGAAAAUUACUCAAUCCCUAUCAAGUAUUUGACUUGGAUAAUGGAGGUCCACUACCUGGGUUGUAUGUGUUCCGUCAUAUAAGACAUUAUAAGAUACUGGUCUGUGGUGGCGAUGGAACGAUAGGAUGGGUCCUGCAAUGUUUGGACAAUGUUGGACAGGACAGUGAAUGCUCAUCGCCGGCUUGUGCUAUUGUGCCACUUGGCACAGGCAAUGAUCUCGCUCGUGUACUUUGCUGGGGACCUGGUUACACCGGUGGUGAAGAUCCUCUCAAUUUGUUGCGUGAUGUCAUUGAUGCUGAUGAAAUAAGACUGGACAGGUGGACAGUCGUUUUUCAUCCUCAAGCCGAGCAAGAUGAUACCGGCGGAGCUGGAUCGAGCGAAGACAAUUCCCAGAUAUUUGUCAUGAAUAAUUACUUUGGCAUUGGCAUCGACGCCGAUUUGUGUUUGGACUUUCACAAUGCCAGGGAGGAGAAUCCGAAUAAAUUCAAUAGUCGAUUGCGGAAUAAGUCCGUGUACGUCAAAAUGGGACUGAAGAAAAUGGUCGGACGAACCUGCAGGGAUUUGCAGAGGAAAAUACGUCUGGAAGUCGAUGGUAAACUAGUCGAUUUACCACAGCUGGAGGGUAUUAUUAUACUGAAUAUAUUGAGUUGGGGCUCCGGUGCGAAACCAUGGGGGGAAGACAGAGAGGAACAAUUUCACAAGCCAAAUCAUUACGAUGGCAUGCUGGAAGUGGUGGGUGUUACAGGUGUUGCACACUUGGGCCAAAUACAAUCGGGGUUUCGUACAGCCAUGAGGAUAGCGCAGGGAGGACAUAUAAAAAUUCACCUGAAUUCCGACAUACCAGUGCAAGUGGAUGGCGAACCGUGGGUGCAGAGUCCUGGUGAUGUCGUUGUGCUUAAAUCUGCAUUAAAGGCCACGAUGCUGAAGAAGACCAAGGUUAAAAUGAAGCGACGAAAUACAGAGCCAAGUAUGCAACUAGCACUUCAAGCAGCUGCAUCUAAUGAUCCUGAUACUGAGGUUUUCUGAGUGACAGCUGUGGACACACCGAAAUUCACGGUCAAUCGUCCAAUAUCGAAUCAAUCAUUUCAAUCCGACUGCUAACCCUAGCGAAUCACGAUAAUGUCUCAUUAAGAGAUCCCCUAAUGAGCCGAUCUCUGCGAUUCAAUAUACUUUUUGCAAUUAAACAAUCAAAAAAAUUCAUUCGAAACUCACAAAUGCGAUUUAUAAAUAGAUUGCUGAAUAUUAAAUUGAAUAAAUUUGUUUAUAGUAAUUAAUUGACAGUUUGGAGUGCAAUUGGAAUUUUAAUUGUUUGAAAGAAUUCCAAUUUUUAAUUAGUAUUCGUUGGUGAUGCCUUUAUUAUUAAAUAAAUUAAAUUUUUGGUUCAUCUGAAUCGCAGGGCUCGUCCCAUUGGGAAAAGCGAAAAUCUUUCGGCUUUAAUUUACACCUCGAAAAUUCAUCCGAGUUCAGCACAACUGAUUGUUAGACACAAUGAGAAGUCACGAGAGAAUCCAAAAUGCGCGAAACACAUGAGAGGAAUCAAAUAUUCCAACGUGAAUGUCAAUAAAAUAAUAUUUUUAAAAACGGCACGUCGAUUAAGAAUUUUUUAAAAGAAAAAAAUUGACAAAUUCCGUGAGAGUGAUAACGAGUUCCCUUUAGCGUCGAUGAUAUUUAUUUUCUCGUUUCCUGUUCUCAUUCACUGUAAAUUACAAUAUUGCAGUUAAAUACGGAUGAAUAUUUUUUUAAACAUUGACCGAUCGCCGCGUGAGAAGCCGAUGUGAAAUAAUUGGCAGGAAUACAACAAAAAUUAAUGAAAAAAUCCCGUAAUGAAUGAGGAAGUACCGUUACGAUAAUGCUUACACCAUUUUAUUUUUGCAUUUAGGUUUACAUGAUUUAUUACCCACGAAAAAUAAUCUGUGAAAAAAUAAAGGAGAAACCUGUAAACUGUAAUAUGUACAUUACGUUUCGUAUGGUAUUUUACCAGAAAAAAAAAAAAUAUCUACAGAAUAAAAAGAUAAAUAUCGUGAUACAUAUCGGGUAUCAUGAUAAAAACAAAAUGAAAAAGAGAAAGGCAUCAAGUCAGUUGUUAUUGAUAUAUUAUUAUAUAAAAAUAUUUACGAUUAAAUAUCAAUAUAUUUACAUACUAUUGUAUUAGUAUUACCGUUUUAAUUUGUCAUUGUUGUCAAAUCUGACUGCCGGGCAGUCUGGAAUAACCUUAACAAAAAAAUAAUAAUAAUAAAGAAAGAAGAAUUAAACCAGUCGCAGUCAGUUUUACUAAUGAACAAAUUCAUCAAACGUAAUUUUCGUAGAGGGCAACAAAAAUGGAUAAAAUGAGAAGGACCGCGGGCACGGCAUCUUUGCCAAUUCGUCUCUCAAAUUAACCGAAGUUUAAUUAAAAAUAAACUCAAUCAACAAAAUUGCUGAGUAACGAGGCGUCUUGGCAGCGCCAGAACUAUUAAUUUAAAUGAGGAAAAUAACCAAAAAAAAAAGAUGAUAAUGUAAAUUUAGUCGGUCUCGAGCAAACUUUGCGCUAGAAGUUUGCUCGAGUCCCUUGUUAGGAAAAAUUCAUGACAUUCCACUGACGUGUGGUUAUAUAAAAACAAGAGAAUCAAUGUAAAUUGAUGUAAUAAAAAUGCCAAAAAAAUGGAGGAGAGGUGUUUCAAUGCGUUCAAACAAUUUAGGAAAUUAACUGAACGGUGGAUAAUUAUCCCAGGGUGAAUCUGCGGCACAGACACUUAUGAGUCAAUCAUGGCUUUCAAGACACCAUUUGAGACUUUUUCGCGCGUCCAAUAUGUUGAAUUGGGAUAAUUGAAUGAAAAUUUGAGAAUUGAACGAAUGUGACACGCGACGACGUGUGACAAGUGGCAGUUUUAGUUUCGACAAUUGGAGUGAGUGCGAUUGUGUGUAUUUGGCAUCACUAUUUGAUUCAAUGGGACAAUUACCGGUGCCAAAAAAAAUAAAGAUGUACAUAAUAAUAUUAUAAUGAAAAAUGUAGAUUUGUAAGGUGCGCUGAGUGAAUGAUUCUCGAUUGAACAAAUUAUGUUUUCGUUGGGUGCUAGACAUUUAGACGCGUCGAAUAUCGCAUGUCAAAUUGUUACGACAAUUAUUCAUUUAAGUGACAAAGGGACUCAAGUGGGCUGUGUUGCGACGCUUGGGUCACAAACUUAUGGCAACAUAAGUCGAGAUUAAUCUAAAAUUGCAGUGCUGAGGACAAUUAUGCCUUCGUUAAUGUGGGUGUGUGAGGGAGAGAGCUAGUGAGAGUGUGAUAAGAGAGUGAAGUUAUAAUAAUUGAGAGAAAGACAGAGCGAAAUGUCACAGGUGACACGGGACAGACACUCAGUUUGUGUUAUAAAAAAAAAAAAGCGCUUGUAGAACGCGCUCUUGCACCUAGUCGACUAAUCCCGUAGACUUCGCUGGAUGUCUUAGAACUAUUGAAAAAAAAAAGUAUAAAACAAAAACACUGGAAAUCACUUUUGAAAAAUUUCAUUACAAAUCUAUCAAAAACCAAUAAAUUAUCGAGACGCCUUCGUUCUCCGGAUGAUCAAGUGGCAUCUCUUCUCUAACCUGCCGAAAAUGUUUGGGGCUCAUAUCAUACGUUACAUCCGGUUUUAUAGUACACGUAUGAUGAUAAUUGCAUUGACGGCAGAUUGGCGAUAUCUCAUCACCACGUUUGUUAAUUCGACCAAACUGUAAUACUGUAAUACUUGCUGUUGCUGUAAAGGAUAGAUGAAUAAUAAGCCAUGAACAAUCUACGUAUAAUAAAAUGAAUGUAUGUGCUACAA
Messenger RNA from Fopius arisanus, 6517 nucleotides. RefSeq names its product diacylglycerol kinase theta. Gene Ontology annotation, molecular function: ATP-dependent diacylglycerol kinase activity; nucleic acid binding. NCBI's taxonomy places the organism in Eukaryota, Metazoa, Arthropoda, Insecta, Hymenoptera, Braconidae. The record is from RefSeq and is a predicted model, not a curated record. The transcript is spliced from 17 exons.